This is a messenger RNA of Clupea harengus (Atlantic herring), 882 nucleotides long. RefSeq lists its product as uncharacterized. The coding region runs from base 1 to 882 and encodes 293 amino acids. NCBI's taxonomy places the organism in Eukaryota, Metazoa, Chordata, Actinopteri, Clupeiformes, Clupeidae. The transcript has 2 exons. The record is from RefSeq and is a predicted model, not a curated record.
AUGGAUCAAGACGAUCGAGAUACCUUGGCUCUCAUACUUGUCCUUCGGAGAAGACGGCAGCAGCAGCAGCGGCAGCGCAUUCAUUGGGUCCACCCCAUCCAUCGAUUGCGCCGGACCCAUGGCGAGUUCCAUCGCUUGGUACAGGAGUUGCGCUUAGACAACUACCAGUUCCAGCGGUAUUUCAGGCUCUCAGUUGAGCAGUUUGAUGAUUUGCUCUCACGACUAUUGUUGAAUUAUAUUUUUUGUUUCUUUGUUUUUUACAGAUACCUUGCCACUGGUGAUUCCUUUAGAACCAUCAGUUUCAGUUACCGUGUGGGGCACUGCACAGUAGCCAGAAUUGUUGGCGAGGUGUGCAAGGUCAUCUGGGACUGCUUGGUAGAUGAGUUCAUGCCUGUGCCAAAGAAGGACGACUGGCGUGCCAUUGCUGAUAGAUUCCUCCAAGAGUGGAAUUUUCCGAAUUGUGUGGGAUCCAUUGACGGGAAGCACGUCGUCGUCCAGGCUCCCUCCAACUCCGGAUCGCUGUACUACAACUACAAGCACACAUUCUCCAUCAGGUUGCUUGCGGUUGUGGACGCAAAUCUCGUUUUCCGGAUGGUGGAUGUGGGUGGUUAUGGGCGGAACAGUGAUGGCGGAACUCUGUCCAACUCCCCUUUCGGUCAGGCCCUGAGGGAUGGCACGUUGGACCUGCCAGAAGACCGCGUCAUUCCUGGUGCAGAAGACAGGGGCCCGAUGCCAUAUGUCUUUGUGGCGGAUGAGGCCUUCCCACUGCGCUGCAACCUCAUGCGACCCUUCCCUGGCACGAACCUCGCCACAGGCAGGCGAGCAUUUAAUUACCGGCUAAGCCGUGCCAGGCUGGUAGUGGAGUGCGCCUUUGGAGGAUGA